Molecule: messenger RNA, 1126 nt
Organism: Acyrthosiphon pisum (pea aphid)
Lineage: Eukaryota; Metazoa; Arthropoda; Insecta; Hemiptera; Aphididae
Product: receptor expression-enhancing protein 4
Exons: 6
Coding region: 264-974 (236 amino acids)
Biological process (GO): endoplasmic reticulum tubular network organization
Cellular component (GO): membrane; endoplasmic reticulum tubular network
Source: RefSeq, a predicted model, not a curated record
GUAUUUACAUUAAAUAGGUACCUAGGCACGAUUAGUGCACAAUAUGUUAUAAUGUUAAAUUGUCAUAUCGUGGUCUCUGAUUGUGGUGAAUUCUGAUUAUUCUGCUAUAAUAUUUAAAUAUUAUAUUAUACCUAUUUAUAAGUAUUUUGAACCAUUUUCAAAUAACAGUAUCAAAUUGAUCGGAUAGUGGACGAUAUAUUAAUAUAAUAUUUACAAUUAUUUUUCUGUUCGUCGUUACGUGUCAAUUGUAGGUACCUGUUAAAAUGUUACCGGACUUCUUAUGUAGACCACUGAUCAUGUUAUUUGGCAUAUUAUAUCCAGGAUAUAUGUCAUACAAAGUGCUCAAGACAAAGCGAUCAACAAAUUAUGGUAUAUGGCUAAUGUAUUGGAUAACCUUUUCAAUGUUCACUUCAGUAGAGACCAUAACAGACAUAUUUAUUGGUCCUUGGUUACCAUUUUACAAUGAGCUGAAGCUAUUGUUUCUUUACAUGACUUAUCCAACUUCAGACAGCUCUCUAACUUAUGUGUACAAAAAUAUUAUAAGUCCAUUUAUAAAACGACAUGAAAAGGAUAUUGAUGCUCAAAUAAGCAAUUUUAAAAGUGGUGGCUUACAGACCUUGAUGAUAACAGGCAAAAAGUGUACAAACAUUUUCUUGAAGCUGGCUAUAAAAGCUUUCCAAAUUUAUGGGAUACAAGCUGUUCAGUUACAAAAUAUUAGUAUGAAUAUAGACACAACUUUGGUUGAGAAUAGCGAACCAGAUGGAGAUAUUAAUUGGGAAGAAGUCAUUAAUGAUUCUGAAGACGACACUUCAUUUAAGAUGACUAGUUCUUCAGAAUCUAUAACUUCUUUAGUAAGAGAGGAAACACCUGAAUAUUCCUUCUCAGACAUGUAUGGAAAUGCACAGACAAAAGACAAUGGAAUAACAUAUGAUCCGCCGUCCUCUAACACACGAAGAAGAAAAAAAGCACCUUGAAAAAACAAACUUAAAUUAAUUCAUAUAAUUAUCUGAUACAAACAAAUUGCAUACAGUUUUUUCAAUAUGUGUAAUUUAAUGUUAUUUUUUUAUAUAAUACUUUUUAUAAUAGUUGAUCUCUUUUUUCAUUAAACAUAUUUUUAUACUCCAUA